This is a messenger RNA of Nannospalax galili (Upper Galilee mountains blind mole rat), 2742 nucleotides long. It is a transcript of the gene Ntn3, whose product is annotated as netrin 3. The transcript has 6 exons. The coding region runs from base 878 to 2620 and encodes 580 amino acids. Gene Ontology annotation, molecular function: protein binding. The record is from RefSeq and is a predicted model, not a curated record. NCBI's taxonomy places the organism in Eukaryota, Metazoa, Chordata, Mammalia, Rodentia, Spalacidae.
AUCAGACCUGCGUUUUUACUACAACAGACUGCUCCUUGGGGAUACCCUACAAUGGCUAACCCCACUGAUUUUCCCCUACUCUGGGUUAGCAUCCAGAGACUAAAGGCCUCAUACCUAGAGCUGUGCCUGCAUGAUGGGCCUCAGGGAGGAGUGGCCCAGACCCCAGCCCAGCACGUGGCACCACCCCAGGAGCAGUCAAAGCCUGGCUUCUGGCCGAGGACCCUGCUGGGUGGUCCUUCUGGCUGCAAGACUGAGCCACCAGACCCCUCCCGACAGCACAUUCCUGGUUCUCCAGCCCCUCCCCCGGCUCUCGGGCCUCCCAGCCCCCUCCUGCGCUGGCCCAGCCUGUGUCUGAAUUUGCUUCUGAUUCUGUGUGGACGAGGCCCCCUCCCCUCCCUCCUUCCCGACCCGAGCAGCCCCGCCCCCGGCUGGGACCAGGCUCGCGCCUGCGGCGCCCCCCACCCCCUCCUGGCACAGCUCGCCAGCCCUCGCUGCAACUGGGAGGAGGCGGCAGCCCGGGCGCCCCAUGCCCCGCCCGCCCAGGGCCCUUCCCCGGAGGCCGGGAAAUCUGCUCCUCCUGGCCCUCGGUGGGUGAGUGCAGGCAGCCGGCGGCGGGUGGGGCCUCGCGGGCGGAGGCACUGGGAGCCGAGGCGACGCCUGUCAUCGCUCCAGGCCCAGCCAGAAGACGCGCCAACAUCCCCACUGCUGUGCUCCGGCCCUAGGCGUGCCCGCAGCUGCUCCCACCUCUGGGCUUGGGCUGGGGCCGCCGAGGGGCUUUGCUUGCUUGGCACUGCAGACCCCGGGGACCGAGCCUCCGACAGGGUUCUCUCUCUUCGAGGGCAGAAUCGUCCGGCAGGAGCCACUGGCUGACCCAACCAUGCCCCGCUGGCCCUGGGGGCUGCUGCUGACCGCGAGCACUCUCUCCGCUGCACUGAGCCCAGGGCCGCCGGCACCCGCCGACCCCUGCUAUGAUGAGGCCGGGGCGCCCCGCUGCUGUGUUCCGGGCCUGGUCAACGCUGCUCUAGGCCGUGAGGUGCUGGCGUCCAGCACGUGCGGGCGUCCAGCCAAUCGAGCCUGUGACGCCUCGGACCCGCGGCGGGCACACCCUGCCGCCCUCCUGACCUCUGCUGGGGGCACUGCAAGUCCUCUGUGCUGGCGCUCCGAUUUGCUGCAACGGACACCCCUUAACGUGACCCUCACAGUGCCCUUAGGCAAGGCUUUUGAACUUGUCUUCGUGAGCCUGCGCUUCUGCUCAGCUCCCCCAGCCUCCGUGGCCCUGCUCAAGUCACAGGAUCAUGGCCACAGCUGGGCCCCCCUGGGCUUCUUCUCUUCCAGCUGUGGCCUGGACUACGGCCGACCGCCUGCUCCUGUUGAUGGCCCUGCUGGUCCAGGGCCUGAGGCCCUCUGUUUUCCAGCCCCCCAGGCCCAGCCUGAUGGUGGAGGCCUUCUGGCCUUCAGUGUGCAGGACGGCAGCCCACCCAGCCUGGAUCUAGACAACAGUCCAGUGCUCCAAGACUGGGUGACUGCCACAGAUAUCCGAAUAUUACUCACAAGGCCUGGCAUGCUGGGGGAUUCCAGGGAUUGGGAGGCCAUUGUCCCUUACUCCUACUCAGCCACUGAGCUCCAGGUGGGAGGUCGUUGCAAGUGCAAUGGGCAUGCCUCACAGUGCCUGUUGGACACCCAUGGCCACCUGAUCUGCGACUGCCGGCAUGGUACUGAGGGCUCUGAUUGCAGCCGCUGCAAGCCCUUCUACUGUGACAGACCAUGGCAGCGUGCUACAUCACAGGAAGCCCACGCUUGCCUUGCUUGCUCCUGCAAUGGCCAUGCCAGACGCUGCCGCUUCAACAUGGAGCUGUACCGACUCUCAGGCCGCCGCAGUGGUGGUGUCUGCCUCAACUGCCGGCACAACACUGCUGGUCGCCACUGCCACUACUGCCGGGAGGGCUUCUAUCGGGACCCAGGCCGGGCCUUGAGUGACCGUCAUGCUUGCAGAGCUUGUGACUGUCACCCAGUUGGUGCUGCUGGCAAAACCUGUAACCAGACUACAGGCCAGUGUCCCUGUAAGGAUGGUGUUACUGGUCUUACCUGUAACCGUUGUGCCCCAGGCUUCCAGCAGAGCCGCUCUCCCGUGGCACCCUGUGUUAGGACCCCUGCCACUGGACCCACUGAAGAAAGCAGUCCUGUGGAGCCACAAGAUUGCGAGUCUCACUGCAGACCUGCCCGUGGCAGUUACCGAAUCAGCCUGAAGAAAUUCUGCAGGAAGGACUAUGCGGUGCAGGUGGCAGUGGGUGCCCGCGGCGAAGCACGGGGCGCGUGGACACGCUUCCCGGUGACUGUGCUCGCGGUGUUCCGCAGCGGCGAGGAGCGCGCUCGGCGCGGGAACAGCGCGCUGUGGGUACCAACCCGCGACGCGGCCUGCGGUUGCCCGCGCCUCCUACCUGGCCGGCGCUACCUGCUGUUGGGGGGCGGAUCAGGGGCCGUGGCCGGGAGCGCCGGGGGCCGGGGACCUGGGCUCAGCGCAGCGGGUGGAAGCCUCGUGCUGCCCUGGAGAGACGCGUGGACGCGGCGCCUGCGGAGGAUGCAGCGACGCGAGCGACGGGGGCGCUGCGGGACCGCCUGAACCUGUGGGCAGGGCGCGAACUGAGCAUGGCUCUGCACCCACAUAACCCGGCAGGUUCAUCAGUGCAUCCGCCUGCUAAAAGAGUUUUCGCUCGAGUCGCGUGCAUCGUCAGCUGAGCUCCC